AUGAGAAUAAAGGAAUGGAAAUGGGGCAAAGUUAAAGUGCUUCAAUCACGCAACACUUCCUUCGUUUGGAACUGUGAUUUGUGGGAGUUUAUCAAGACAACUAGCUUUAACGAUAGACAAACAAGUAACCGCAAAGAGUCACAAAAGUAUUUCAUUUUUACCGUUACGCGUAUGUCAUUGAGCAGGUUUUCAUGUUCUCUUCUUAGCUACUGUGAUCACAAAGGGCAAAAUGGUAAAAACUGA
Messenger RNA from Clunio marinus, 243 nucleotides. The record is from the annotation of a GenBank genome assembly. NCBI's taxonomy places the organism in Eukaryota, Metazoa, Arthropoda, Insecta, Diptera, Chironomidae.